Messenger RNA from Symbiodinium pilosum, 1371 nucleotides. The record is from the annotation of a GenBank genome assembly. NCBI's taxonomy places the organism in Eukaryota, Dinophyceae, Suessiales, Symbiodiniaceae.
AUGCAGGGGAUCCCUAUAGCCGUCACUCUCCGCAACUUCGGCCAGCUAUGGCAAACCUCACCUGUAGAUCUGGACAGCCUUUCUCAGACAAAAUUAUGGAGCAAGUCGCAGCCUGUCGAGAGCUUCGACGUGUUUUUCUCGCACACCUGGCAAACACCAGGUAGCAGGAAGUUUCUUUCGUUACUGCUCCAGUACGGGUGGAGGAUGGCGAUUGCGAACUGCGCGUUUUUCGUGGCUCUGGUGUUUCUCCUCGCUGCCUCUGGUACGCUGCCAAUGACGUCGUUAACCUGGCCGGUGAACGUCCUUGGCUUCAAAGCAUCCUGUCCUUUCGCCCCAUGGACCUACAUCACUGUCACCCUGACACUGCACAUUUCUCUGUUCCUAUUUCCAUAUUGCACCUGCGCACGCUAUUCACCAAGAUGCUUCCUUGACGUGGUCAGCAUUCAUCAGACAGACAAGACCAUGAAGCAGCGCGGUGUAUAUGGGUUGGGAGGCUUCCUCAGCGUCUCGAAGGAGAUGCGUGUUCUAUGGUCGCCACCUUAUCUGACCCGUCUUUGGUGCGUCUUCGAGCUCGCAGCUUUUCGCAAGGCAAACCCGUCCAAGCCUUUGAACCUCAAGCCGCUCUUCGUCGAAAGCCAAGUCUUCCUUCUCAUCCUUGCGAGUGGCUUUUGCACUGGGAUUUACACUGCAGUGCGAACGGGCCAUGGCAUCGUCGCUGUUGCAAACCUUGCCAUUUUGCCCCUGUUGCUCUUCGUGCACUUCAACCGCAAGCUCAUGAGGGAGGAGAAAUCGCUCAAAGCCUCGCUCGAGACUUUCGACCUCAAGAACGUAGAAUGCCGCCUUGCAGCAGACAGGGCCUUCGUAUCGUUGGCCAUCACUGCUUGGUACGGGAGCGAGGAAGCCUUCACAGAGUAUGUCCGUGGCCCUUUGAGGGAUGAGUUGCUGGCAGCCUCCGAGCUUGACCUCCCAUUGAGUUAUGGUGUUCUCAUCGCCGCAAGCCCCUUCUGCAUGAACAUCGAUGUUGUUGUGGCCAUGAUCCGUGCUGGCGCGCCAGUCGACGCUGUGCUCGCUGAGUUCGUUGGUCUAGGGGUUGGCGUUACUUUUUUCUGGAACAUGUUGUGCGUCAAGAUCAUGUGGACACUCUGCAGUCGAUGGGCUAGCUGUAGCUCAACACGGGCCUUGGACUACGCUGUGAGCCUGGCCAUUUUCCUCGUGUUUUUGCUUCUCUUAGGAGGCUGCAGCAGCGCUGUGAACAGCCUCUUGACCUUUUCCACAACAGGCACAAUGGCUGUUGGCAUUCUUUUGUGUUUCACCGCCAUGCUAGUCUAUCGUGAUGGCUGCCCGGGUCAUUCAUGUCUCAGUGAUCCGUAA